This is a messenger RNA of Pseudophryne corroboree (corroboree frog), 1710 nucleotides long. It is a transcript of the gene SESN3, whose product is annotated as sestrin 3. The transcript has 10 exons. Gene Ontology annotation, molecular function: oxidoreductase activity, acting on peroxide as acceptor; L-leucine binding. Bases 158 to 1603 code for a protein of 481 amino acids. Lineage: Eukaryota; Metazoa; Chordata; Amphibia; Anura; Myobatrachidae. Gene Ontology annotation, cellular component: nucleus. Gene Ontology annotation, biological process: negative regulation of TORC1 signaling; cellular response to leucine starvation; regulation of response to reactive oxygen species. The record is from RefSeq and is a predicted model, not a curated record.
GCCGGCGUGCUGAUCCUCCCACCCCGUACUCUGUCACUCAGCUUCCCCCCUCCUCCUCUGCCCGGUCUGUGUGCUCUCGGGUCGGCCCGCAGACAGUGCACAGCUCCCGAGCAGCCUCAGCUGGAGCACCGGGGAACGGGGGCAGGGAGGUGACAACAUGAACAGCACCGACAACCUGGGACACAGCACCGACUACCUGAUCUGCAGCAACUGCCACAAAGUGCUGAGGAAGGAUAAGAAAAUACUAAUCUCUCAACCAUCAAGAGGACCAAGUGCCUUUAUACCUGAAAAAGAGUUUGGCCAAAGCAACGAUGUGGUUACACUCAUUAACCGACUGGUGGAGGAAUACAGCACGUCCGGCCGCCUGGACAACAUCACGCGAGUCAUGAGUCUGCACCCGCAAUACCUGGAGUCCUUCCUCCGCACGCAAUUUUAUAUGCUUCGUAUGGAUGGACCCUUGCCUUACCAUUACAGACACUACAUCGCUAUCAUGGCUGCGGCGCGGCACCAGUGUGUGUACUUGAUAAACAUGCACGUGGAUGAGUUUCUGAACACCGGCGGAUCCUCAGAGUGGCUGAACGGGUUGGAGUACGUGCCCCAGAGGCUAAAAAAUCUAAAUGAAAUCAACAAGCUGCUUGCACACAGGCCCUGGUUAAUAACGAAAGAGCACAUACAGAAACUGGUGAAGACCGGAGAGAACAACUGGUCGCUGGCUGAGCUGGUGCAUGCCGUGGUACUGCUGGCUCACUACCACGCAUUGGCAAGUUUUGUGUUUGGCAGCGGCAUAAAUCCCGAAAGAGACCCCGAGCCUUCCAACGGGCACCACCUAGUGGAGAAAAACAAGUUUUGCGUUUGCGAUCUUGCGAAUGACAACAGCAUAGAGAACACGGGCCUCAUGAGUAACGGCACAGAGAACUCAGACUAUGAAAGUGAAUUAGAAGCUUUGAUAGAAAGAAUGAAGAAGCUCCAAGAGGAACGAGAGGAAGAGGAGGCAUCGCAGGAAGAGAUGGCCACGCGUUUUGAGAAAGAAAAGAAGGAAAGUCUUCUUGUGGUCUCUGCAGCGUUCGAUGACGACGUGGUUUCGAUGUCAAAUACUUCCCGUUAUAUAGAAGAUCCCGGUUUUGGAUAUAAAGAUUUUGCAAGGCGGGGAGAGGAACAUCUGCCUACAUUCCGAGCACACGAUUACUCUUGGGAAGAUCAUGGUUUCUCGCUGGUCAACCGGCUUUACUCCGACAUAGGCCACCUUCUAGAUGACAAGUUUCGAAUGGUUUAUAAUCUCACCUACAACACCAUGGCCAUGCAUGAAGAUGUAGACACCACCAUGCUGAGAAGAGCCUUGUUUAAUUACGUUCACUGUAUGUUUGGAAUCAGGUACGAUGAUUAUGACUAUGGGGAAGUUAAUCAGUUACUUGAGAGGAGCCUUAAGGUUUACAUUAAAACUGUGACCUGUUACCCUGAACGAGCCACCAGGCGCAUGUAUGACGGUUAUUGGCGGCAGUUCAAGCACUCUGAAAAGGUCCAUGUCAACUUGCUCUUGAUGGAGGCCCGUAUGCAGGCGGAACUUCUCUAUGCCCUGCGGGCUAUAACCCGCCAUUUGACCUGAGGUCCCGCAUGCAGUCCUGUACAUGCAAAACAUCUUCACUUUUCAGUUCAAUAACAGCGACCGCCUGUCAUGUAGCAUCAAACAUAUAUAUGCAUUUCUAACGUCAA